Messenger RNA from Dendronephthya gigantea, 1848 nucleotides. Its product is annotated as leishmanolysin-like peptidase. The record is from RefSeq and is a predicted model, not a curated record. Gene Ontology annotation, molecular function: metalloendopeptidase activity. Gene Ontology annotation, cellular component: membrane; cytoplasm. Gene Ontology annotation, biological process: cell adhesion; proteolysis. The coding region runs from base 41 to 1810 and encodes 589 amino acids. The transcript has 2 exons. NCBI's taxonomy places the organism in Eukaryota, Metazoa, Cnidaria, Anthozoa, Malacalcyonacea, Nephtheidae.
UGAUAAUUCAUUGAAAAUAAACGUAUUUUCUGACUCAAGCAUGCUGAAAGUGAGUUCUGAUUUGAGAAAACUUAUAACCGGUAGACUCCUACCGGACGCUGUCGCAUACUUUCGUAAAACUUUGAGUGUUCGACGACCUGUAUCGCCUUUAAGACUGCAAAGGGAUUGCGGAAACGAGACCAAAAAGAGAGUUAAUGGUAAUUUUUUCCGCUACUGUCUUGGAGAAUGUAAAGAUAUCACUUAUUGUGGGGAAGUUGGUACAAUACAGAUCCCUGAAGCGCACCUUGAUGUGUGCAGGACUUGUGAUUCAAGCAAACAACAUUGCACAAACAAAAAUGCUGAGAAUUCCGGACUCGUGAACACAGAUUUUGUCUUGUAUGUUUCGGCAUUUGCAACAUCCAAUUGCCACAGGAAUGGUGAUGUCAUAGCCUAUGCAUCGACUUGUCAACAGGAGGGAAUGCUUGACCGUCCUAUUGCUGGCUUUGUCAACUUUUGUGUCAGCAAAAUGAAAAGGAAUUUGCAUUACAGUCAUUUAUUGGCUAUUGUCAAACAUGAAAUCUUCCAUGCUAUUGGAUUUUCAAAGCGGUUAUAUAGUUACUAUCGAGCCGAAGACGGUACCCCACUUACCCAAAGAAUUGCAGAUGGCAGACCUGCUUCCGAGUGGAGCGAAAAGGUCAUCAAGGAAGUUACAAGAAAUGAAUGGAGAAUUAGCAAUGGUUCCUCAAUAAGUCAUAAAGUUUUGAUGAUUGUGACACCUCGUGUUGUUAAGGAAGUUCAAUCCCAUUUUAACUGCUCGUUGUUAGAAGGAGCUGAAAUAGAAAACCAAGGUGAUCCUGGUCAACGUCACACACAUUUGGAAAAACGAGUGUUUGAAAAUGAAGCCAUGACUGGGGUGUUUACAAACAACCCUGUGUUUUCUCGUAUCACUCUUGCCGUAAUGGAGGACACAGGAUGGUACAGAGUUGAUUAUGCAAUGGCUGAGCCACUAGACUGGGGGCGUAAUGCUGGGUGUAUUUUUGCCAGAAACAGUUGCAAGGCAUGGAUGGAUCAUCAGAGCAAGAUGAAUAACUCCAUUGCACCUUAUUGUUCAAGAUUACCCUCCAAAAGCCAUACACAUUCAGGAUGUACCCACAACUAUCAUGGUGUGGGUGUUUGCAAUUUGAGAAAAUAUAAGACCCCACUGGGCAAGGAGUAUCGGUACUUUGAUUUCCUACCAGGGGUGUCCACCCCAACAUAUUAUGGUGGGGGAAUUGAGCUUGCAGAUUACUGCCCAUAUUAUCAAGAACUGGAUUGGAAACAAGAUGGCAUCACUAUCCGGGGGUCGAGUUGUAAACAUGAAACAAACAACCCGAUUUCAUCAGAAAACUAUGCUCUUGAAAUGUACGGGGAGAACUCAGCAUGCUUUUUGCAUGGUCAAGCUUGGAUGCAAAAGCAGUGCUCAAAACCUACGGUCACAGCUGUUAAUUGGGGCAGUGGGUGUUAUUCAUACACCUGUUCCGGUGAGGGUUUAACCCUAUCUAUCUCUGGGCAGUCCUAUACCUGCUGGUUUACAGGACAGAUAUUGAAUAUAGUAGUUGUACAUAAAAAUUCUCUACAUAACGGUUCAAUAAUUUGUCCAUCGUGUGAUGAUUUUUGUGACUCUUGCCCCAUGGUUGAGUCAAGAAAUUUUCUCAAUUCAACAUAUCUCAAUUUACUUCAAUAUAGAAGCAACAAUGUUCUGGUUUGUUGUUCUUUAAGUUUACAUCAAAGUUUUAACCACAUAGCUGUGUUUCUCCUCCUGUCAAUGCUGGUUAUUGAAAGGUUGUGCUGAGUGCUAGAUUUCUUUGUCCACAUAAGAGAUGCCUGUAA